Molecule: messenger RNA, 1040 nt
Organism: Chenopodium quinoa (quinoa)
Lineage: Eukaryota; Viridiplantae; Streptophyta; Magnoliopsida; Caryophyllales; Amaranthaceae
Exons: 2
Coding region: 113-835 (240 amino acids)
Molecular function (GO): protein binding
Source: RefSeq, a predicted model, not a curated record
AUUCUUCCUUUGCCCUAUUUAAGCCCCAAAUACAUUUUCUCACCCCCACUUUAUCUCACACCAACACACCCACAUAAACUGAUUUUGAAUACAGAAGAAAAACAUCUUAACGAUGGUAUCAUUUCAAACAUCUUUCCUUCAACUAAAUGAUCAACGAAACCCGAUUUCGGAAACGACUGAUGACUCCAACUCCAAGAGUAAUAUGAAAAGGAAAUGGAAUGACACAGAAGAUGAAGAGGAGGCCAUCCUUCCUUACAAACAUUGGAGGAAUCCCAAGGCUGCCACCGCAGUUGCGGCCUUUGCCUCUAAAUCCUUUUCUGAUAUUGAGCUUCACCUCGAGACCCCGUUGCCAUCUGAAUGGCAACGGUGUCUCGAUAUGCAGUCAGGGGAAAUACAUUUCUACAACACAAGAACACAAAAAAGAACACAGAGAGAUCCAAGGGAAAGCUCAGAACCAUCAAGUCCUAAAGACUGUCACAUGAGCUUAGACCUUGAGCUAAACCUGCCUUGUGGUUCACUCAACCAUAAUAUCUCAAAAUCAACAUCAGUAAAGAACACAACAACUACGAUGAUCAAGAAGAAAUCUAGCCACUCACCACCACCGUCGGCCUCUCCUAAUCUAUUCAGGAGUCUGAAUACUGCCGGAAAGACGAACACUAUCGAUGUCGAAACAGCAGACGAUGCAGAGGAGAUGGUUGCAACCGCUUGCAAACGGUGCCAUAUGCUGGUGAUGCUGUGCAAAUCCUCACCUACAUGUCCCAACUGCAAAUAUGUGCACCCUCCAUGCCAGAGCCCUCUUGACCUGUUCAAGCCAAGACUUAGCCUCUCUUGUUAAUUUUUAUUAGUCACAACAACAUAUGAAUUAAUGAUCAUAAGGUUGAGUGUUAAUAGCUAUUUAGGCCAAAAAUAAUAAUAAUCAUAAUAAUAUCAAUAAUAUUGUUUAGUAUGUUGCAAAAAAAAAAUAAAAAAAUAUGAAGAUCAUCAGCAACAAUCAUGUCAAAUUUACUAGUUAGUUGGUUACUUAAUCAUCAUUCUUUCUA